This is a messenger RNA of Chenopodium quinoa (quinoa), 606 nucleotides long. Its product is annotated as 60S ribosomal protein L38. The transcript has 3 exons. Bases 153 to 362 code for a protein of 69 amino acids. The record is from RefSeq and is a predicted model, not a curated record. Gene Ontology annotation, molecular function: structural constituent of ribosome. NCBI's taxonomy places the organism in Eukaryota, Viridiplantae, Streptophyta, Magnoliopsida, Caryophyllales, Amaranthaceae. Gene Ontology annotation, biological process: protein-RNA complex assembly; translation. Gene Ontology annotation, cellular component: cytosolic large ribosomal subunit; ribosome.
GAGAAAAUCGGAAACAACCAAACUUAAAACUAGGGUUUUUCACAGUCACAACUCACAAACCCUACAUAUACUUCUCAUCCGCCGGAAAAGCAGAGGAUAGAGAAUUCUUCAUCAGCUCUAGCGGAUACCUGGGUUUUUCGAGCUGAGCAAUAAUGCCGAAGCAGAUCCAUGAGAUCAAGGACUUCCUUCUCACUGCCAGAAGGAAGGAUGCACGAUCUGUCAAGAUCAAGAGAAGCAAGGAUGUUGUGAAGUUCAAGGUUCGCUGCUCCAAGUACCUCUACACACUUUGUGUGUUUGACUCUGAGAAGGCCGACAAGUUGAAGCAAUCCCUUCCCCCAGGUUUGAGCGUGCAAGAUCUGUAGAUUACAUGACAUGGAGUGUGAUACCUGCAGUUGAGACUAAGAAAGUUUUUAUUUUUUGCAUCGCGAGUUUAGAAUUUUAUGUUAAUGGAUUACUGUAUUCCAGAGAAAAGAGUAUUAGUAGGUGCUUUUUGUUACAUGGAUUGUUGCGAUUUUGCAAAAAUACAAUGGAUUUCUUGUAGGAUGCUGUUAAGUUUCUUGUUGUGUUUUGCCAUUAAUCUAGCACUUUUCUUUAUAAAGUUUUCCA